Molecule: messenger RNA, 3383 nt
Organism: Aphanomyces astaci
Lineage: Eukaryota; Oomycota; Saprolegniomycetes; Saprolegniales; Verrucalvaceae
Exons: 2
Coding region: 754-3339 (861 amino acids)
Molecular function (GO): ATP binding; nucleic acid binding
Source: RefSeq, a predicted model, not a curated record
UGGGAGAACGAGGGCAUCGCGGCGACCGGCCGAAGGACAAGAAGAAAUCGCGGCAUGGUAGCAGUCGGAGUCGAAGUCGCGAUGCUGGGGACCGAGAGAAGAGGAAGCGCAGCCAUAGUCCAGGCGAGCGCAAGCGGAGUCAUGAUCGGAAGCGUAGUCGCAGCACCGACCGCAAGAAGGAAAAAGAUCGGGAACGACGAAGCCGGAGUCGCGAACGAAGCCAUAGAGAUAAGGACGAGCGCAGUAGUAGUCGACGAGACAGAGGCGAACGGAGCAGUCAUCGUGGAAGGGACGACCGGCGAGAGAGUGACGAUCGACGAGACCGCCGAAGCAGCCAUCGCGACUUGAAGGAGCGCAGCCAUCGAGGAAAAGACGAAUCGCGAGACGACCCCAACCACCGCGAGAAAAGACGGCGAUCUAGCUCACCCGAGUCGAAGCGGCGAAAAGAGGAUCACAAAGAGGACACCACCACUCCUGUUCUGUGGAACACCGGUGCACCAUUCUCGACCGCCACCACCACCUCCACCUGUAAAGUCGGAGAAGAAAGCGACUUCAUCGUAUGGCGGGUUGACGUUGAAGGACUCAAGAAAGCACAAGAAGUAUGACAAGUCGAGGUCCGAGAAGAAACCUCCGCCACCUGCUGCAGCGAAUAGUGACAGCAAGGAUGCGAUUGAACGUCGCCAGGAACGUCUCCGGCUGUGGCGGGAGCAGCAGAAGCAAAAGGAAGACGAUGCUGUCACUGAGGUCGAACCAAUGGAAACAGCCGAUGUACCGGCGGUAGCUGGGUUUGUCGUGGAUGAGGACGUAGUUCAGCAAGUUCCCAUGUGGCCGAUUGACGACAAGGAACCAGACCAAGUGCAGCCACCAUCAGCUGACGGCACGUCCGAAGCCCCGGAGAUCGACCCGUUGGAUGCGUUUAUGGCCGAUUUGAGCAACACGGGGCGGGACGACGUGGCGGAACAGCGGAAUUUGGAACUGCCCAAAGCCAAAGUGAUUUCGUUCGAAGAAAUCAUGUCGAAGAACAAGGAAGUGGAUUUCUACGGAUCGUUUUUACCUCCCAGCACGUCGUUGUUGCCAGCGUCGAUCUACCCUCCUCGGCAGCCCAACGAGACCGAUGCCGAACGCGAUGCCCGUGAAAAGGCCGAGCUGGACGAGUUUAUGCGUGCGAUUAAACUCAAGCGGGACCGCGAAGACGCUGUCAACAAGGAAGGCUUCCUCGCCCCCAACGAAGGCAACGACGACAGCACGACACACGUGGGCGACAAGAAGAGCGACACGGGGCGCAUUUACCAAGGCGUGGAGGAGGACGCGAUCGGCAUUGAGAUGGCCAACAACGUGGACAGUCGCACGGCGCUCGAGAUUUUGCAGGAGCAGCAAAAGAAGAAGGAAAUCAAGCCCGUCGACCACAAGUCCGUGUCGUACAUUCCGUUUCGCAAGAAGUUUUACAUUGAGCCGGCGGAUGUAGCCGCCCAGCCGCAGGAGGAACUGGACGCGCUGUUGGUGUCGAUGGAGAUCAAAAUCCGAGGCAAAGGCUGCCCCCGCCCCAUUCAAAAGUGGACGCAAACCGGGCUGAGUCAACGGCUCCAGAAACUAAUUGCCCGCCAAGAGUACCCGACGCCGUUUGCGAUCCAGUGCCAAGCGCUGCCCGCGAUCAUGUCGGGCCGCGACGUGAUUGGCAUCGCCAAGACAGGAUCGGGCAAAACGCUGGCGUUUCUAUUGCCCAUGUUUCGGCAUAUCCUGGACCAGCCUCCGUUGAGCGAUGGCGAAGGGCCGAUUGGGUUGAUCAUGGCGCCUGCCCGCGAACUGGUCCAGCAGAUUUACAUAGAAUCGAAGAAGUUCACCAAGGAUUUGGCGCUGCGGUCGACAGCGGUGUACGGCGGGUCGUCUGUGUCGGAGCAAAUCGCCAACUUGAAGCGCGGGUCAGACAUUGUAAUUUGCACGCCUGGGCGCAUGAUUGACAUUCUCACCAUGAGCGCGGGCAAGAUGGUGUCGUUGAAGCGCGUGACGUACGUCGUUCUCGACGAAGCAGAUCGGAUGUUUGACAUGGGUUUUGAGCCGCAAAUCACCAAGAUCAUGAUGAAUAUCCGUGGGGACCGGCAAACGCUGCUGUUUUCGGCGACGUUUCCCAGGAGCGUGGAGAGUUUGGCACGCAAAGUGCUGCGGAAACCGAUUGAAAUCACAGUCGGAGCGCGGAGCACGGCGUCUGGCGACAUCAAACAGUACGCCGAAGUGCGCGAAGAAUCGGACAAGUUUAUGCGGCUGCUGCAGCUGCUCGGGACGUGGUACGAGAAGGGCAACGUGCUUGUGUUUGUCAACACACAGCAAGCCUGCGAUCAGAUCUUUCAAGACUUGAUGAAGGCGGGGUACUUGGCGCUGAGUUUGCACGGCGGCAAGGAUCAAGUGGACCGCGACUACACAGUAGACGACUUCAAACGAAAAGUACGCACGUUGAUGGUGGCCACGUCGGUCGCGGGGCGGGGGCUGGAUGUCAAGGAUUUGGUGCUGGUAAUCAACUACCACUGCCCCAACCACUUGGAGGACUACGUGCAUCGUGUGGGUCGAACCGGUCGGGCAGGACGGAAGGGCACGGCGUACACGUUUAUCAGUUCGCACGAAGACGAGUACGCCCCCGAUCUGGUCAAAGCGCUCGAAAACGCCAAGCAAGAUGUACCCCCCGAGCUCCGGGCGCUGUCGGACCAGUUCAAGGAAAAGGUGCGGUCGGGGCUGGCCCGGUACCACGGCAGCGGGUUCAAGGGCAAGGGGUUUACGUUUGACGAGUCGGAGAAGUCCGAAGCCCAGCGGGCGGUGGACUUUCAAAAGCGGCAGUAUGAAAUGGACGAGGGUCUCGCGGAUGCUGGCGGCAACGACGACAACGACAACGACGAUGACAAGGCGACGAAAGCUACGUCGGCGGCGGAACAACCGGAAAAAUCGAUCGAGGAAAUGACCAUGGCCGAAAAGAUGAACAGUUUCAAGGAGCGCGCAAGGCAGGUGGCCAACAUGUUGGUGGGCGAGCCGAGCCAGAAGGACGAAGUGCGGCACUUUCGAGACGAACUCGAGAUCAACGACUACCCACAACAAGCGCGAUGGAAAGUGGUGCAGAAGGAAUCGUCGGACCUGGUGGCGGAAAUCACGGGCGCUGCCGUCAUUUGCAGAGGGACGUACGUCGCCCCCGGCCGAAAACCCAACGUUGGCGAGCGCAAACUGUACUUGGCCAUCGAGGCUGGAUCAAGGCAGGCUGUGGCAGAGGCGAAACGCGAACUGCAGCGGAUUCUGGACGAAAAGACGAUGGAAGUGGGCAUUGGCGACGACCGCAAGUAUGGCAAGUAUUCUAUCUAGUAACGCACAACAAUUCAACAUAGACGUAACGUUCUUUGGUCGGA